Molecule: messenger RNA, 1815 nt
Organism: Pseudo-nitzschia multistriata
Lineage: Eukaryota; Bacillariophyta; Bacillariophyceae; Bacillariales; Bacillariaceae
Source: the annotation of a GenBank genome assembly
AGAUCCUUCUUGUUGCUGAUGUUGAAAUCCUCCUAGAGUUGUCCGAUAAUGUUGCCAAAAAUGUCCGCAAAACUUCAGUUUCCGUUUAAACUUCACUGCACUGCUCGUCUUCCUCUUCGGUGGUCAAUGAAUCUCUGUCGUCGUCAUUCGUCUGCACCAUGAUCACUGGGGUCUCGUCAACUGGACAUCUAUGAGCAACUAUUGCGGUCACAAUGCAAUCGCCUGUGAUGUUGCAUGCUGCUUGGCAUCGGUCCAUGAACCAAUCAAUGGCAACAAUAUACCCAAAACCAUGAGGAACAUCCGCGGUUCCAAAUACCGUGUUAUAGGCUGUAAUCAUCAAUACCAGACCUGCCGAUGGAACCGGAGCUGUCCCCAUGCUUCCAAUGGUUGCAAUGAUGAUGAGCAUGAAAAAAGACGAUACGGUCACAUCCUCGCCAUUUAACACCGCCAACCAAAUGCAGGCACAUACAAAGUACACAGCACCUCCAUCCAUGUUGACCGUUGCACCAAAAGGAAUUACAAAUCGGGAAAUCGUGUCGGGUGCCCUCCCCGUGGAUUUGACUGCUGCGAGAGAUGCUGGGAUGGUUGCAGCUGAGGAAGAGGUAGCAAACGCCAUCAUUUGUGCCGGGAUAAGCUGCUUCAAAUAGCCAAAUGGAUUCGACUUGGUCAGCAGAGCAAAUAAUCCAAUGUAGAUGACGACUACCUGCAAACCCCAUCCCACAAUUGUCGAUGCCAUCAAGAGACCAAUGCUUGAAAACAUAGAGAAGAGAUCUUCUUGUUCUCCGACAGCAGAGGCAAUCARGGAGCAGACGGCAAAUGGUGUCAGAUCAAUAAUCCAGCGGAUAAUGCGUUGGAACACCAAGUCUGUUUCUUUCAGCAUAGUCAUCAGGCUACUUUCACCUCCGUUCUUCUCUUUGAGAAUGACAGGACUUAGUGCGGCACCGAAGAGGACAGCAAAGAAGAUGAUAGCUGUAAAAUUGCUGUCUGCAAAGGCGCCGAUGAUGUUGUUCGGAACGAUUUUCUCGAAAAUUCCCUCGUAGACCGUGUCCGAAAUCGAAACCUGGGUUACAGCGCUAUUGGUUUCAACUAGCGUGUUGUUGAGAUCGUGAAGAAUAAAGGUAGAGUCGAUACCGUCCGCCAAUGCUUUUGAAAUGCAGGUAAUGGUGCCAUUCUUGGCUUCUGCUAAAACCGAGUCAGCGUCGUUGCACCCCAGUUGAAUGUACAACGGUGAAAUCUCCUCUUCGUGAAUGUCUUCUUCUGUAUUGUAGAGUCCCAUAAAUGCGAGAGUAGAUACAAUUCCGAAUAAAGCUGCAGCCAGUGUAGUCGCGAAAUACAAUCCUAUGACGGUGUAUCCGACCGAACUUGCCUUUCCAACACUAACCAUCUCAACAACGGCGACUAUGACGUUGACGAAAACCAAUGGUAGGACAAAACACUGUAGCGCUCGAAGGAAUAAAUCGCCGACUAAACCUAUCCACUUGACGGCAAUAUCUUUCGCAUCUUCAUUCUCUGGCUGCCAUGAGGAAAUUCCAAUUCCUGCUCCGAUUCCUAUGACCGCGAAAAUUAGAAUACCCGUAACUUGAUAGUGACGGAUGAGACCAAAGCACCCGCGUCUUCUCUUCUUGGACGUGUCAGUAUUGCUGUCCAUUGUAGCAUCGUUCUCGUUCGAAUUUUGAAUUCUUUUGGUUUCAAUAUCGGCUUUCAUCAUAUUUUUUUAUUCUUUGUUUGUCUUUAGUUGUUUUUCUUAUUUCUUUUCGUAUUUCUUUUGUCAGGGUUUGAAUUUGUGAGAACGACGAUUUAACAAUUCAAAAACGU